Messenger RNA from Acanthisitta chloris (rifleman), 1134 nucleotides. It is a transcript of the gene MEAF6, whose product is annotated as MYST/Esa1-associated factor 6. The record is from RefSeq and is a predicted model, not a curated record. Gene Ontology annotation, cellular component: NuA4 histone acetyltransferase complex. The transcript is spliced from 6 exons. NCBI's taxonomy places the organism in Eukaryota, Metazoa, Chordata, Aves, Passeriformes, Acanthisittidae. The annotation marks the transcript as partial.
AGGAACUCCAACAGCAAGAACGACCGCAGGAACCGCAAGUUCAAGGAGGCUGAGAGGCUCUUCAGCAAGUCCUCCGUCACCUCGGCAGCGGCUGUCAGUGCGUUAGCUGGAGUCCAGGACCAGCUCAUUGAGAAGCGGGAGCCAGGCAGUGGCACGGAGAGCGACACUUCCCCAGACUUCCACAACCAGGAGAACGAGCCCAGCCAGGAGGAUGCUGAGGAGCUGGAUGGGUCUGUGCAGGGGGUGAAGCCCCAGAAAGCUGCUUCCUCCACCUCCUCUGGGAGCCACCACAGCAGCCACAAAAAGCGAAAGAACAAAAACAGGCACAGCCCGUCUGGCAUGUUUGAUUAUGACUUUGAGAUUGAUCUCAAGUUAAACAAAAAGCCAAGAGCUGACUACUAGAGCCAUCAGUGCUGAUGCUCCUGGGAUUUAGGUCUGUGCCUCCCACUGAGAAGCCCUGAACCAGGAUGGCAGCUGGAGUGACUCGCCCUGAGGGACUGGGAUGGGGGAGGAAAUCAUGGACCAUGUACUUUGCAUCAUUGUUAAAUCACCUGAGUUGCAGGAAGACGAGGGUGGUGCAGUAGUAGUUGUAGUAGUCCUGAAUUCCUGACUGUUCUGUGCUUCCACCUCGGGAACUUGCUGAAAUGGCUGAUGCUGCUGCCCCUGUCACCUGCAGACACAGAGACGCAUUUCCUUUUCCACUGGAACUGGGGUAGGAUUCAGUGUGUCCCAUCCAUGUUGUGAGACUUAGAUUACUUUUGUUGCUGAUAUUUAGCUUUGUAGGUUUGGUUUAGGUUUUGUUUAUUUCAUCAGUUUUGUUGUGUUUUUUUAAAGCCAAAGUGUAUAGUUACAAGUUGACUUUGGGUUUCUUUGUUUAAUCUGUGUAGUGGAAAGUUCUUCAUUUUGUGGAGCAGCUUGUUUGGUUCUUACUCAAGCAGAGAAGGUGGUUUAGCCCUUUUCUCUCAUUUCAAGCACCAUCUCCAGGACUCUGCAGUGCUUAGGUGUGGGAAGGGCUGAGCUCGGAGCCAGCUCCGUGGGCUUGGGUGGAUCCUCUUUUUAAUACAAACUUCUGUCAUUUGUACAUAAACAAUAAAAGGUCCAUGUUUGUCUCUUCUCAUGGUUUGUUCAGUCCAA